UCUUCCCUUCUCCAUAGCUUUACCUGUCCCAUUUUGCUCAGCCCACGGCUUCACCUUUACCUCAGUUCUACUCGAGGAUAUUCGACACUUUCUUUACUGUCAUGGAGCCAGCAUCAGAAGCGAACGAGCUUUCCGUCGUACCCAAGCAAGAGAACCACCGAGAAGGCCACCUGAUUUCAGAGCAGGUAACCUCCGAUCAUGAAGUGGCUCUAACUGCCGCCCAAGACAAACUACACAACGCCGCUGUGGUGAUAUUUUGCAUAUCAUGUAUCACCUUCAUAAGUUCAUACUUAGGUGGGCUGGUUACCGUUUCUGUUCCGCAGAUCUCCUCAGAUUUGCAUCUCAGCCCGGGCAUGAAAUUAUGGCCAGUGUCAAUGUACACUCUUGGUACAGGAUGUACACUACUUAUUUCAGGAGCAGUCUCUGAUGUAGUGGGUAAUAAACCAACCUUUCUGACUGGCUGCUUUUUACAAAGUGUCUUUUCGAUGGCUUGUGGCCUUGCUCACAGCGGUACUCAACUUAUUAUUUUUCGGGUCAUCUCUGGAAUUGCAGCUUCUUUUUGCUUGCCUUCUGCUAUGAGUAUCAUCACUGAACAUUUUCCCUCUGGCAAAUUCCGGAAUAUUGCGCUUGCGUUGAUGGGCUCCGGUCAGCCUAUUGGAUUUGGAGUUGGGCUUCUUCUUGGGGGUGUAUUUGCAGAUACUGUAGGAUGGCGCUGGGGCUUUUACAGUGCUGCCAUAGCUAAUAGCCCGGUGCUUCUUUUAUCAACUCAACAGCUACCUGGAAAAAUCAAGCAAGAAGGUAUCAUAUGGCGUCGUCUUAUCUUCGGCAUUGACUGGGUCGGAGCUCUGGCUGCCAGUGCUGCGUUGGCUCUACUAUCUUAUGCCCUGGCGGUCAUAACUGAUGACGUAUCCAAGAUCCAUGAUGCUACUACGAUUAUAUUCCUUUGCCUAUUUGGUGGCCUAAUAACCUUCUUUAUCUUCUGGCAAAAUCGACAGGAAAAGCAUUCCAGACCCACUUUAAUCAAGAAUUCAUUAUGGAAGAAGGUCGGAUUUACAUGCAUUUGUAUAAAUGUUUUUAUGAUCUGGGGUGCUUUCAAUGCCUUUGAACAGAUGGUUAAUUUCUUCUUUCAAGAUGUACAACAGCUGUCUGUACUUGCAACAUCAGUGCGGUUUAUUCCUGUUACUGUCAUGGGCCUACUUACUAGUCUUGCUACUGGUAUAUUCCUACAUCGGGUACGCGCAGACACUCUGAUCAAUGGGGCUACGAUUCUCUCAUCACUUUCACCCCUGUUAUUAGCUCUAAUUGACCCAACAUGGAUAUACUGGCGCUGUGCAUUCUUUGCCAUGUGUCUCAAUCCAAUUGCAGCUGAUGUGCUAUUCACUGUGUCGUCACUUAUUAUUGCUGGCAUGUUUCCUGCUGAGACUCAAGGCCUUGCAGCAGGUGUCUUUAACACAGUAUCACAAUUCGGCAGGACUAUUGGACUGGCACUGGUUGCAUUAAUUGCUAACAGUGUCACUGAGAAGGAUUCCACAUCAGACAAUGAUAGUCCGGGAGCCUUGAUGGUGGGCUACCGGGCAUCCUUCUGGUUCCUGUUUGCAAUGAAUUUCGCCAGUCUAGUGGUUAGCCUAAUCGGGUUGCGGAAGAUUGGUAAUGUGGGCCGGAAAGGGCCGCCGGACGUCUGAAGAUUGGUGUGAGGAUCAGCCUCUUAUGAUAUCCGUCUAGUUUUACACAUGGAUCAACCAUAGGGAGAUUUUGGAAUGUUACUUCGCAGAACUGGCUACAUACAAAUCGGGAAUGCAAUUAUAAUCUCUCGACUGUAUUGUUAUACCUCCUCUUUGGUUUCGCCUUUUCCUUUCCUCAUUUUCCUGGGAGCCAAUAGUUUUACUCUAGGCGUGCCCUCGUGUAACUUUUUUUUUUCUCUUUGAUUUGUUUUUUAUUACAUAAUCCAGACUGAAGG
Molecule: messenger RNA, 1957 nt
Organism: Aspergillus piperis CBS 112811
Lineage: Eukaryota; Fungi; Ascomycota; Eurotiomycetes; Eurotiales; Aspergillaceae
Product: MFS general substrate transporter
Exons: 4
Coding region: 102-1682 (526 amino acids)
Biological process (GO): transmembrane transport
Cellular component (GO): membrane
Molecular function (GO): transmembrane transporter activity
Source: RefSeq, a predicted model, not a curated record